This is a messenger RNA of Nicotiana attenuata, 519 nucleotides long. RefSeq lists its product as uncharacterized. NCBI's taxonomy places the organism in Eukaryota, Viridiplantae, Streptophyta, Magnoliopsida, Solanales, Solanaceae. The transcript has 2 exons. The record is from RefSeq and is a predicted model, not a curated record. Bases 1 to 519 code for a protein of 172 amino acids.
AUGCAUGGUUAUGCGAAGAUGAUGAAGGACUUAAUGUCCCGCAAGUUCGACUUUCAAGACUUGGCCACGGUUACACUGACUCAAACCUAUAGUGCUGUUGUAACGAGACCCAUAGCUGAGAAACUAUCUGACCCUGGGAGUUUCACAAUCCCUUGCACAAUAGGCCACUUUGCAUUUGCUAAGGCACUGUGUGAUCUGGGAGCAAGCAUAAACCUUAUGCCCCUGGCUAUCUACAAAAGGAUAGGCAUUGGAAGAGCUAGACCCACGUCUAUGUUACUACAGCUGGCUGAUCGAACAGUGAAGAGGCCCUCUGGGAUUCUAGAUGAUGUAUUGGUACAGAAAUCUAUGCGGAGACCAAGUGAAUUUGCUAAUUGCUCUCUAAUAGAUGCGGUGGAUGUAGUCUUGGAGGAGGAAGAUGAAGCUUUGAACAUUAAAAACCCUCUAGCAGCUUGUCUCAUGAACUUAGACGAAGCUAAUGGUGAAGACUUGGCAGAGUGGGCACUUGCUCUUGAAGGCUAA